GGAAGCGGGCGGUGCUGCGGCUGACGGGAAAAUGUCAGCUGCUUGAUUGGGGUCGGAUUUUCCUUUCCCCGGAACCCGCAGGCCUUCAGGUGACCGCCACCGCCGUCGCCAGGGAGCGUGGGUCCCAGACCCUGGACGGCUGUGGCGGACGCGGGGUUUCCCGGUCCUUCUGGACGCUGUCCGGCGAGAGCGGACGGUGAGCCUGAGGGGGAGAGCGUGAGGCACUUUGGAGUCUGGGGCGGAGCGGGGGCGGAGAGAGAGGGACCCCGGAGACCCAGACAGGCCGCCGCCGCGGGGCCCACGUCCCCGGCCGCGGAGUGGAGGCGGUGACCCGCUCCGCCGGCCAGGUGAGAGGUUGCGGCCGCGGGCGUCACACCUGCUUGCCCCGCUGCCCGGAGCUGCGUUCUUCACCGGGAAGAGGGCGGCCCUUAGCACUAGGUCUGUGGACAGGAUCCUUUCUUCAUCUGUAAACUAGGCACUGUGGCAAGCGACGCUCAUUUCACAGGCUUGGAGUCGGGGUCAAACCGGAUAACGCGUGUGAAAGCGCUUUGUAGACGAAAGUGCGGUUCAGACGAGAGGCGGCGGUUUAAUUUUAGGGCAGCAGGAGAUCACGGUGGUUCCUGUGUGCAGUGGCAACGCUGAACAUCCCCUUGCAGCCUCGAGAAGGCUCAUACAUGCUAACAUGAGAACAAAUAAGUUUACAGAUAUGAUCCAGGCCUCUAUGUGAAUUACUUUGGUUAAUCAGAGCAAGCAUUGAAUAAUGAGUGGUGCAGCUUUGGGACUUGAGAUUGUUUUUGUCUUUUUUCUGGCAUUAUUCCUACUUCAUCGAUAUGGAGACUUUAAGAAACAACAUAGACUUGUAAUUGUUGGAACACUGCUAGCUUGGUAUCUCUGCUUUCUAAUUGUCUUCAUACUGCCUCUGGAUGUUAGUACGACAAUAUACAACCGGUGCAAACAUGCUGCUGCAAACUCGAGCCCUACUGAGAGUAGCAACAUUACAGGAUUGUAUGCAGCUGCUACCCCGGUUCCAAGCCAACAUCCGUGUUUCAAGCCAUGGAGUUAUAUUCCUGAUGGAAUCAUGCCAAUUUUCUGGAGGGUAGUAUAUUGGACAUCACAAUUUUUAACAUGGAUUCUGUUACCUUUUAUGCAGUCAUAUGCAAGAUCGGGAGGGUUUUCCAUUACUGGAAAGAUCAAAACUGCACUGAUUGAGAAUGCAAUCUAUUAUGGCACCUACUUGCUGAUUUUUGGAGCGUUUUUAAUUUAUGUAGCUGUAAACCCACACUUGCACUUAGAAUGGAAUCAGCUUCAGACAAUUGGGAUAGCUGCUGCAAAUACAUGGGGUCUUUUUCUUCUGGUGUUGUUGUUGGGGUAUGGCUUGGUAGAAAUCCCUCGGUCAUACUGGAAUGGAGCAAAAAGAGGUUAUCUACUUAUGAAAACUUAUUUUAAGGCAGCUAAAUUGAUGACGGAGAAAGCAGAUGCAGAAGAGACUUUAGAAGAUGUCAUGGAGGAAGUUCGUAAAGUGAACGAGAGCAUCAAGUAUAACCACCCACUGAGAAAAUGUGUUGACACAAUACUUAAAAAGUGCCCUAUAGAGUAUCAGGAAAAAAUGGGUAGGAACAUGGAUGAUUAUGAAGAUUUUGAUGAAAAACAUAAUACCUAUCCAAGUGAAAAGAGUCUGGUAAAACUACAUAAACAGGUGAUUUAUUCAGUUCAGAGACACCGUCGAACUCAAGUACAAUGGCAGAUUCUUUUGGAACAAGCAUUUUACCUAGAAGAUGUAGCAAAAAAUGAAACUAGUGCUACUUGUCAGUUUGUUCAUACCUUUCAAUCGCCGGAGCCAGAAAAUAGAUUUAUUCAAUAUUUUUAUAAUCCUACAGUUGAGUGGUACUGGGAAUGUCUUUUGCGACCGUGGUUUUAUAGGGUACUUGCUGUGGUGUUGUCCAUCUUCUCCGUGAUUGUUGUGUGGUCAGAGUGCACAUUCUUUAGCACUACACCUGUCUUAUCCCUCUUUGCAGUCUUCAUACAGCUGGCCGAAAAAACAUACAAUUACAUUUAUAUCGAGAUUGCUUGCUUCCUCUCCAUCUUCUUCCUCAGUAUCUGUGUUUAUUCUACUGUGUUCAGGAUUCGUGUAUUUAACUAUUAUUACCUGGCUUCACAUCACCAGACUGAUGCUUACAGCCUUCUUUUCAGUGGCAUGUUAUUUUGCCGUUUGACUCCUCCUUUAUGUCUUAAUUUCUUGGGUUUGACCCAUAUGGAUUCAUCCAUCUCUCACCAGAAUACACAGCCAACUGCUUAUACAUCUAUUAUGGGUUCCAUGAAAGUUUUAUCCUUUAUUGCAGAUGGGUUCUAUAUAUAUUAUCCUAUGUUGGUGGUAAUUCUCUGCAUUGCUACUUAUUUUAGCUUGGGAACUCGUUGUUUGAAUCUACUUGGUUUCCAGCAGUUCAUGGGAGAUAAUGAUAUGACAUCAGACUUAGUUGAUGAAGGAAAAGAAUUAAUCAGACGAGAGAAGAGAAAAAGGCAACGGCAAGAAGAAGGUGAAAAUCGACGAAGAGAAUGGAAAGAACGUUAUGGACACAGUAGAGAAGAUUCCACUAGAAACAGAAAUGUUCAUAUUGACCCAAAAGAAUCAAACUUCUCAGAUAUUAGUACCAAUCGAUCAUCCAAAUAUACCAGGGCUAAUAAUAGGACUGAAAGGGACCGAAUAGAACUCCUCCAAGAUGCAGAACCUUUGGAUUUUAAUGCAGAAACAUUCACUGAUGAUCCUCUUGAAUCUGAAUCAGGAAGGUAUCAGCCUGGUGGACGAUACCUCUCAAUGUCUCGCAGCAGAAUAUUUGAUGAUGUUUAAAAUCUGUAAGAAUAUAUGGAAUAAUUAAUCAAGAUCAACACAUAAGUUCAGUCUUUAUGAACAUCUGUAUGCCCUAGAAUUUACACUGAACUCUCAGUGAAAAGUGUCAGGAUAAAAAAGGCACUAAAAAUUAAUGGGAUCUUAGUAAUAAUAGUUUAUUGUUCAUUGAAUAGAGUAUCAUCUUUUCUAAUAAGGUUUGUUACAUACCAUUCCUGAAGUGUUUGCCUUAGAAGUACAGUUACAGUGGAAGGAUUUAAUUCAUGAUUAAGAUCAGUAUAUGUUGAAAACACAUGUAGUUCAGUUUGUUUCAGAUUAAUUUUUUUCAGGAAAGUUGUUUCAAAGGUCCAAGGAAGCCAUAAGUUAUAAUUGAAUAAUAUUAUACAGUUUUAUUAUUGUGAUUUACAUAUUUGCUGUUUCUAAAGAGUAUGUUGAUCCUUUAUUUCUCAGAGAGAUGGACACCUCAAUAACAACCAUAUUUACAAAACCCAUGUCUUAAAACACGGCUUACUUACCAGACAUAACUGAAUGUAGAAAGCUCUUUUUCAAUGCUGUAUGCAAAUUAGUUAGGUUUUUGCAUGUAUAAUUAAGAUUAUCCUUCAACUGGUAGUGUUUGUAUCUUCAGCAUGUGUACUAUAAUCAGGUGAUGUAUUUCAGUCUUUGGUGGUAACUGGAAAUUGUCUUAUGCUUUUGGUAUUGCUUUGUAAAACAUUUUCAUUUCAGAGAGAGGUGUUCACCUUUGUCAUUUAGCAUAUUGAUUUGAAUUGAUUAUUCCAUUCAAGGAGAAUCGUAAUUAUUAAUGGUAAAUAGUGGGGUUUUUUAAUAACCAAAGAGUCCCACAAAAUUCUCUGCUUUUGAAAGGUGCCUGUUUAUUCCUUUUGAAAAACAAUAUCUGGUUAUUCAAAGGUAAAAAGUCAAUCCAUUUACUGUUAUUACUAACAGUUAAAUUAUGGUUUAUAGAAAACAGAAAACUAGUUUAGAAUGGAGGUGUGUAGUAACUUGUUGGUUAAACAUGUUAUUAUUUAAAAUUGAAUUUUUUAAACUUUGUGUUUAAGCCAAAGUUAG
Messenger RNA from Kogia breviceps (pygmy sperm whale), 3907 nucleotides. RefSeq names its product LMBR1 domain containing 2 (gene LMBRD2). NCBI's taxonomy places the organism in Eukaryota, Metazoa, Chordata, Mammalia, Artiodactyla, Physeteridae. Gene Ontology annotation, biological process: adrenergic receptor signaling pathway. The record is from RefSeq and is a predicted model, not a curated record. Gene Ontology annotation, cellular component: membrane.